Messenger RNA from Aspergillus vadensis CBS 113365, 585 nucleotides. RefSeq lists its product as uncharacterized. The annotation marks the transcript as partial. Lineage: Eukaryota; Fungi; Ascomycota; Eurotiomycetes; Eurotiales; Aspergillaceae. The transcript has a single exon. The record is from RefSeq and is a predicted model, not a curated record.
UGCCUUGAACGAGACGAGUCUUGUAUCCUAACCGCGGCACCUGCAGAUAUCUGCGACGUGGCUCACUUGUAUCCCUUUUCGUUGCGCGAUGAAGAGACCACAUCAACUGGAUUGUUCUGGUCUACUCUUCGGAGCUUCUGGUCCGAAGAAAGAGUGAAUGAGUGGCACAAGGCGGUAUUCUCUGAUGUGAGAGGUACAGAGAAGCUGGAGAACUUGGUCCUUCUAAACCCACUAGCGCAUCGCCUCCACUCCAAGGCACUAUUUGCCUUGGAACCAUGCGGGGUCAACGAGGAGAAGACCGAGCUGAGAGUUAAGUUCUGGUGGCUGAAGCCGUCGAGGUCGGAGGGACCUACCAUUCUAUGCGAGAUUCCGGAACUCCCGGCCGACUACAAUCCUGAGUCGGGAGGAAUAUGCCUCUACAAUCCAUUGAGCCACCAAACCAUCAAGUCUGGGGACUGCAUUGUUGUGAGGACACCAGAUCCGGUGCUACUUCCUCUACCUGAUACCAGGAUCCUGGAGAUGCAAUGGCUUCUCCAGCGGCUUGCGGCACUCAGCGGAGCCGCAGAGCCUGAGGAGUUGGAUGAC